GUUACCGGUCUCGCCAUGGAGCGGAAAGGUGAGCAGUGGAGCGGCCUCCGCCACGAGGGGCAACGGCCUCCAGGGCGAGGCCCGGGUCAGAGCCCGCAGCUGCGCCUAACCGCCGUGGUUGAGUCCCCGGGCGUGCGGCGCCCCUCCACUGAGGUGGCGACGCCCCUCACCCCCCGCUGCUGGGCUGCCGGUCCGCGCCCCCCAACCGGGGCGUCCUCCCGCGCCGGCCGUCAUCGCCCCUUGUUCCCCGCCAGGCCGGCCGGAGCCUUGUGGUCACCGCGGGGCCCGGCCCUCGGCGGGCGAGGCAGACCCAAGCCUGCCGGCCCCCUUAACCGGCCCAAGCCCCCUCCGGCGCCUUCCGCCUGGUCGCUGCUCUGCGCCCCGUGGGCCGCCCGCCCCCCGGCCGACCGCCUCGCUGAAGCCGCGGCUCUCGCCCCGGAGCCGUCCCCGAGGCAGGCCCCGCAGCCGGGCCUGGCAGCCCUGCUAGGUCUCCACCCUCACCUUGGUCGCCUCCUUCCCUCCACAUUCGCCCUUCAUCAAUCCCUCUCUCCUGCAGUGCUUGCGCUCCAGGCCCGAAAGAAAAGGACCAAGGCCAAGAAGGACAAAGCCCAAAGGAAAUCUGAAACUCAGCACCGAGGUUCUGCACCCCACUCUGAGAGUGAUCUACCAGAGCAGGAAGAGGAGAUCCUGGGAUCUGAUGAUGAUGAGCAGGAGGACCCCAAUGAUUAUUGUAAAGGAGGUUAUCACCUGGUGAAAAUUGGAGACCUAUUCAACGGGAGAUAUCAUGUGAUCCGAAAACUGGGUUGGGGACACUUUUCAACAGUAUGGUUGUCAUGGGAUAUUCAAGGAAAGAAGUUUGUGGCAAUGAAAGUAGUUAAAAGUGCUGAACAUUAUACCGAAACGGCACUAGAUGAAAUCCGGUUGCUGAAAUCAGUUCGAAAUUCAGACCCUAAUGAUCCAAAUAGAGAAAUGGUUGUUCAACUACUAGAUGACUUUAAAAUAUCAGGAGUUAAUGGAACCCAUAUCUGCAUGGUGUUUGAAGUUUUGGGGCAUCAUCUCCUCAAGUGGAUCAUCAAGUCAAAUUAUCAGGGGCUUCCACUGCCUUGUGUCAAAAAAAUUAUUCAGCAAGUAUUGCAGGGUCUGGAUUAUUUACACACCAAGUGCCGUAUCAUCCACACUGACAUUAAACCUGAAAACAUCUUAUUGUCAGUGAAUGAGCAGUACAUUCGAAGGCUGGCUGCAGAAGCAACAGAAUGGCAGCGAUCUGGAGCUCCUCCGCCUUCCGGAUCCGCAGUCAGUACUGCUCCCCAGCCUAAACCAGCUGACAAAAUGUCAAAGAAUAAGAAGAAGAAAUUGAAGAAGAAGCAGAAGCGCCAGGCAGAAUUACUAGAGAAGCGAAUGCAGGAAAUUGAGGAAAUGGAGAAAGAGUCGGGCCCUGGGCAAAAAAGACCAAACAAGCAAGAAGAAUCAGAGAGUCCUGAAAGACCCUUGAAAGAGAACCCACCUAAUAAAAUGACCCAAGAAAAACUUGAAGAGGCAAGUACCAUUGUCCAGGAUCAGACACUUAUGGAACAUGGUGUAGAGGGUGGUGCAGCAGAAAUUAAUUGCAAUGGAGUAAUUGAAACCAUUAAUUAUACUGAGAACAGUGAUAAAGAAACAUUGAGGCUUAAAGAGGAUCUGCAUAAUGCUAAUGACUCUGAUGUCCAAAAUUCGAAGCAGGAGCCUAGUUUCCUAAGCUCACAAAAUGGAGACAGCAGCACAUCUCAAGAAAUAGACUCUUAUAUACCUGUAGCUUCUGAGACAUCAGAUACCAUGGUUUGCCAGUCUUCCUCAAAUGUAGACCAGGACAUCAGCCAACUUCAAGAAAGCAUUCGGGCAGAGAUACCUUGUGAGGACGAACAAGAGCAGGAACAUAAUGGACCACUGGACAAUAAAGGAAAAUCCACUGCUGGAAAUUUUCUUGUUAAUCCCCUUGAACCAAAAAAUGCAGAAAAGCUCCAAGUGAAGAUUGCUGAUCUUGGAAAUGCCUGUUGGGUGCACAAACAUUUCACUGAAGAUAUUCAAACAAGGCAGUAUCGCUCCUUGGAAGUUCUGAUAGGAUCUGGUUAUAAUACUCCUGCUGAUAUCUGGAGCACCGCAUGCAUGGCCUUUGAACUGGCUACAGGCGACUAUUUGUUUGAACCUCAUUCAGGGGAAGAGUACACUCGAGACGAAGAUCACAUUGCAUUGAUCAUAGAACUUCUGGGGAAGGUGCCUCGCAAGCUGAUUGUGGCAGGAAAAUAUUCCAAGGAAUUUUUCACCAAAAAAGGUGACCUGAAACACAUCACGAAGCUGAAACCCUGGGGCCUUUUUGAGGUUCUAGUGGAGAAGUAUGAAUGGUCUCAGGAAGAGGCAGCUGGCUUCACGGAUUUCUUACUGCCUAUGUUGGAGCUGAUCCCCGAGAAGAGAGCCACCGCUGCCGAGUGUCUCCGGCACCCCUGGCUCAACUCCUAAGCCCAGGCCCAGCACCACAGCAGAGAUCAUACGCUGACCCUUCUCUCCUCCUCUCCAGGCAUUUCCGUCUUCCCUUUUCAGGGUGAAGCUCUUCCUUCGAGGGUUUCUAGAAUUGUUUUUUUUUUUUUUUUUAAUCCAACAUGUUCAUUUGGGUUUGCUUACUUGACCCUGUGGAGAUCCCACAGCUAUUGGGCAUCCUAGGUGAAUUUGGCCUUAGUUGGGCUCUGCCAAAGACUAAUAGACUGAAAUGUGAAACAGCCUCUUGCCCUGUACCCUUGCCUUUCCAUUAGGACAUCCUUUAAACUAUAAGCAUCCUUUUUAAAAAGAGCUAUGAAGAAGUAUGAGCCCAUCCUUUUAUUCACUGACUCUAAGAGUCAAAUUUUCUAGUGUGUAUCCAAUUGCCAGCAUAAGGAUGAGGGGGGAACGGGUGUCAAUUCUGUGUACAGCAGAGACAUUAAACUUGCUGUCUCCAGGCUGCAUCAUCUUCCUGGAUUAUUUCUGUUGUUCUUCAUGUUCACAUUUUUUCCUGCGACUUUUAACCUAUCUUCCUAGAUGGGCUGAAUAAACGCCAAGUUUGGGUCCCAUUUUCUCACUGUUGAAAGCACUGUCAGAUUCCUUUCAUCCUUUAAUAACUCUAAGAUCCUUGAAUCCUCAGUCUGAUUAAUAAUGGAAACAAAACGGAGCCAGCGAGUAGCAGUUUCUUCAGACCACAGGUGUUCUGCAAGCAGUGCUUUCCUAUAUGUCCUCUUUCGCCCUGAGAGCAGAGUUACUUUGAUUGGCUUUCUGUUUUUUGCUUUUUUAAUUCCCGGCUGGCACUUUGCUCGUUGCACUUGAGUUUAUCGCCCCUUAACUAAAGAAUUCAGGAUGACUCUAGAAACGAGAUCUGGGUUUCAGAGCUUCCGCAUCUGAGAAGAAAAUGUCCCAUAGCUCUUGACUCUUUUCCAAACAAUCCUGGUUAUUUAUGGCUUUUUCUUUACCUUGCCCAAGAUUGGCCUUGAGGCAGCUUUUUUCUGUGGCUUUCUUUGCCCUUCUCAUUUUCUCAGAGGCUUGGGAUCUUAGAUGGAACCCCCGGAUAAAAGAACCAAGGGGAGGGGUGGGAUGGGACUUCUUUUGGGGGGUAGGGGGGUUGGUUGGUUUUUAAAAUUAGCCAUUCUCUGCUGCUAUUUCCUUGUAUAAUGUAAGUUUUAACCUUAGUUUUGGAGAUGAUUGAGAUGUACUUGAGGCUUUUUUUUUUUUUUUUAUGAGAAAAUGCUUUGUGAAUUUUAUUUUAGGAUGGUCCUCUCCCAAACUUGCGCUAGACAUUACAUAUUCUUUGGGUCUUGUUGAAAAGCAAAAGUCGGGCAAGAUUGGGGUCACAGCCCUUUGUUCAGCAUGGACCAAGCGGGCCUUGGGGAUUAUAGCAUCUCCGGAAGUGGCUACAGAACUCUAAUUUACACAGAAAGCCAAGGAGGUGCUACUUGGGGCUGUAAUAGCAGAGCUCCCAGUGAGACUGUUGGGUAGUCAGUUUUCUAUAUGAGAGAUUGGAAUCUAGUUUUUAUCAUCCACCAACAAUGGCAAAGGACAAAGUGGCGCAAUUAUGCAAUCCAUUUAACUCAUAAACAUAUUACCCUGAGUAACUGUGGCCAGCCAUUCAUCUCAUCCUUGAUUGGGUACUCGUGAAAUCAGACGUGUUCCUGUAGAAAGAAUUUUAAAUCGGGCUGUCUAUGCACCUCUCAAGAAAAGAGAAAAUAGGUCGUAUCAAACAACGGCAGGGAAAUACUUCAGCAAUUCUAAUCCACGUUGGGUUUUCAGCUGUAUCUACGUCUAAAGCAAUAGCACACAAGGACUGAAUUCUCUUCUGCACUGUAAAAUCAUAAUUGUGGAAUUACAGGGAUUCUGGUGAGGAUAUUAAGGUGAAAUAACCAAAACAAAAACCAGGAGGCCCCAUUUUAACAAACAGUUGACAAGAAAGGAAAUUUUAAUGAGAGAGAGAACCUAUAACUUCAUUUUGGAAAUGUUUCUCUACCACAUAAGGGCUUUUUUCCCUCUCACGUAAGGAGCCAGAUGAAUUUAGAAGACGUGAAAAGAGGCAGCUGUAGAACUUGGUCUUCCAAGUACCUGCGUACCUUUAUUGAGCUUAAUCAUCGUCAUGUCAAAUUGCCAUGAUCUCACUAAAGGAUUUCUAUUUGCUGUCAGUUAAAAAUACAUCCCUGAGAGUACAUUUUUAUUCUUUCUACUGGGUGCAUUGUCUGUUUUCUUUGUAAAUUCAGUACAAUAAACAAAUUAUUUAAUAACCUACAUGUUUCCAGAAGCUUUCUGUUCAUUUGUUGCCCAAGUUGGUCUGACCCAGGACUCAGAGUGGGAGGAAAGGAUUAGUUGAAUAAACUUUUUAAAUUAUGCAAUGAAACUAUACAGCUUGAGCAUAUGUCAUUUUGUGGUGUUGGUAGCUUUGCUUCUAACUUUAAACUGGGGGCAGGGUGGAGAUAUCAAAACACAUUUUGGAAAGUUCUGAGGCAAUUAUUAUUCUCUACAACCUUUUCCUAUAACAUUUGUAGGGGUAUUUUGUUUGUUUUUCUCAGAGUACAAAACUCAGCGUGUACAAAAUGCAGAAGACUUGGGAACAGACUGUUACUACAGUACUGGCACGAUGACUACUACUGUACACAGGUUUUCAUACACUUGUCUGAUUCACUCCUUAGGGUGAAUUCUUAGAAAUACAAUUGCUGGGCCAAAGAGUAAGCACAUUUUUAAGGCUUUUAGCAAAUGUUACUUAUCUGGAGAACAGGUGGACUGUGUACCAACAGUGUUUGAACCAGUCUGUUGUAAUCUCACUUGCUUUUUUUUCCUAAUAGCCAGUUUGAUUGCAAACAAAAACUAAAGCCACUUGAAAAGAGCAGAUAAGCAGUUACUAUCUUGUUUUAAUUUGCAUAUAAGAUUAUUAGGUAAAAAACUUGUUUUAUGGGUCUUUGGAAGUUUUUAUUGAAGUCCAGUGUUUGUCAUUUAUUCAUAAAAAAAUUGCCAUUUCAACCAUUUUUAAGUCUACAACUGAGUGACAUUAAUUACAUUUACUGUGUUGUGCAACCGUCACCGCUGUUCAUUGCCAACAGUUUCAUAUCGCCCCAAACAAACUCAGCACCCCUUAAGCAGUAACUAACCAUUCCCUUCUCUU
This is a messenger RNA of Loxodonta africana (African savanna elephant), 5641 nucleotides long. RefSeq names its product SRSF protein kinase 1 (gene SRPK1). Gene Ontology annotation, molecular function: protein serine/threonine kinase activity; ATP binding. The coding region runs from base 16 to 2493 and encodes 825 amino acids. Gene Ontology annotation, biological process: regulation of mRNA processing; intracellular signal transduction; peptidyl-serine phosphorylation. The transcript is spliced from 15 exons. The record is from RefSeq and is a predicted model, not a curated record. Gene Ontology annotation, cellular component: nucleus; cytoplasm. Lineage: Eukaryota; Metazoa; Chordata; Mammalia; Proboscidea; Elephantidae.